AUGGCGAAGAUCGCCAUGGGUUGGCACAAACCCGACAAUGUCGCCGGCUCCUCAGCGCCCGCGAUCAUGGUCGGGUUGUUCGUUGCCACGGGCGGGUUGCUAUUCGGUUACGACACUGGAGCGAUCAAUGGGAUUCUCGUCAUGGACACCUUCAAGAACGACUUCUCGACCGGCUUCAUCGGCAAAGACGACAAGCCGGGAAUGUAUCCGAGCCAAGUUUCAUUAAUUGUUGCAAUGCUCAGCGCAGGGACGGCGGUCGGAGCUUUGUUCUCAGCGCCAAUAGGGGACCGCUGGGGCCGUCGGUUAUCACUCAUCUUCGCCAUCGGACUCUUCUGCGUCGGCGGUAUCUUUCAAGUAUGCGCCGUCGAUGUAACGCAGCUUGUAGUUGGGAGAACGUUGGCGGGCAUCGGGGUGGGUAUCGUCUCGGUGCUGGUCCCGUUGUAUCAAUCGGAAAUGGCCCCCAAGUGGAUUCGUGGAACAUUGGUCUGCGCAUAUCAGCUAUCCAUCACCGUGGGGUUACUCGCUGCGGCUACCGUCAACAUCCUCACCUAUCAACUAAACUCAGCCGCGGCAUAUCGCAUCCCCAUGGGCCUCCAGUUAACAUGGGCCGUCGUCUUGGCUUUGGGGUUGCUAAUCCUACCCGAGACACCACGGUACCUAGUAAAACGUGGUCUCAAAGACGCCGCUGCUCUCUCACUCAGCCGCCUCCGCCGCCUCGACAUCACGCACCCCGCCCUCAUCGAGGAGUUGGCGGAAAUCGAGGCCAACCACGAGUAUGAAAUGGCACUCGGCCCGGACACCUAUAAAGAUAUCCUCUUCGGCGAGCCUCAUCUUGGUCGCCGGACGAUGACCGGCUGCGGCCUGCAGAUGCUCCAGCAACUCACCGGCGUCAACUUUAUCAUGUAUUAUGGGACGACUUUUUUCACUGGGGCAGGAGUGGACAACCCGUUUACCAUAUCACUAAUCAUGCAGGUUAUUAACAUGGUGUCGACAUUCCCCGGACUGUUUGUUGUUGAGUCGUGGGGCAGACGGAAGCUCCUCAUCGUGGGGUCAGUCGGAAUGGCUAUCUGUCAGCUGCUCAUCGCCUCGUUCGCUACCGCCAACGGCGACAACAACCAGCCGAUACAAAACCAGAUCUUGAUCAUCUUCGUCGCCAUAUACAUAUUCUUCUUUGCCGCAUCUUGGGGCCCUGUUGUAUGGGUCGUUACCUCCGAAAUUUACCCCUUGAAGGUUCGCGCGAAAUCCAUGUCGGUCUCCACAGCCUCGAACUGGCUCCUCAACUUCGGCAUUGCGUACGGCACACCGUACUUGGUCGAUAACUCAGCAGGGUCCCCCGACCUAGGUUCUCGGGUCUUCUUUGUGUGGGGCGCGUUUUGUAUCCUAUCUAUCCUCUUCGUGUGGUUGAUGGUGUACGAAACCAGCAAAAUUAGCUUGGAACAGAUCGACGAAAUGUACGAACGGGUGGAACACGCGUGGAACAGUAGGAGCUUUGAACCGAGUUGGAGUUUCCAGCAAAUGCGGGAUUUUGGGUUUUCGGACAGCGGGAUCCCCCCAACGGAACCACAGCUCGAACUUCAACCAUCAAAUGCUAGUACACAGCAAUCGGACGCGGGCGGGAGCGCCACAACGAACACGACAGCGACGAAUUCACAGGACGCGAAAAUGCUGUCCCAAAUGGGUCAUAUCGAUUUGAGUUACUAA
Messenger RNA from Dichotomopilus funicola, 1701 nucleotides. Its product is annotated as general substrate transporter. Gene Ontology annotation, cellular component: membrane. Gene Ontology annotation, biological process: carbohydrate transport; transmembrane transport. The coding region runs from base 1 to 1701 and encodes 566 amino acids. NCBI's taxonomy places the organism in Eukaryota, Fungi, Ascomycota, Sordariomycetes, Sordariales, Chaetomiaceae. Gene Ontology annotation, molecular function: carbohydrate:proton symporter activity. The record is from RefSeq and is a predicted model, not a curated record. The transcript is spliced from 3 exons.